Ruditapes philippinarum (Manila clam) is the source of this 1707-nucleotide messenger RNA. RefSeq lists its product as uncharacterized. Gene Ontology annotation, molecular function: DNA binding; transcription coactivator activity. Lineage: Eukaryota; Metazoa; Mollusca; Bivalvia; Venerida; Veneridae. The record is from RefSeq and is a predicted model, not a curated record. Gene Ontology annotation, biological process: positive regulation of transcription initiation by RNA polymerase II. The coding region runs from base 1076 to 1567 and encodes 163 amino acids. The transcript has a single exon.
AUUCAUUUACACCCCCAUUUGUUGAUUUGAUUUUUAUCUGUUUUCCACUUAUGACGUAAUUGCGAUUUUUUAAAUCAAUUUUCUAAAAUCAUUCUAGAGUCUUGGGACUGAUAACAUUCGAAAGAUUUUGUAACCGCAAUUUUGCAAAUAUAUACUUUUAUGGGUGCAUCUUUUACCAUUUCUUAGAUACUGGGGUUUAGAAUUUAGUACUUUACCGAAAGAGUUUUGUCCGUUUUAUUGAAAGUUAUUUCCCUUGUUUGUAGUGAUUAAAACUUUGAACCGCCAAAACUUAGUCAUUUCUUUACUGAUUUUCAUCAUCUUUGUGUCUAAUCAUAUUAAUUUUUCCUCAGCAAUCCAUUAAAGGGUAUAUUGAACGCAUUUAUUUAUCAUGGUGAUUGGAAAUGACGUAUUUUGCAGUUUUAGCUACGUUUAAGCCUGUUCGUAACACGUAUUAAGCUUAAUUUGUGAUUGGUUAACUUGAAAUCCGCUCUGAUUGGCUAACCAAACAUGACGUUACUGAUUGGUUUAUAUUUAUAAAAGACCUUCUAGGGACGAACACUUAUUCAUUUUAUGAACAACUUCAUCAUGAAACCUACGUUUACACUUUCGGCACAUACCGUCGAAAAACACUUGGAUGUAUAUAACUGGAGUGCCUCUGUGUUUUUUAAUGAAUAUGUCAUGUACAGUGCUAUUCAAACGUGUUUACAUAAUCCUGACACAGAGAAAAAGCAUGGCAAACGUUUUGAACUGACUAAAACUUUCAGUUACGAUAUUUGGGGCAUACCAAUAAACCAAGCAAUAAGAUCAAAGUGAUAUUUACGAAGACAAAAAAGGUAAUUUUUGUAAUAACUGCUUAUCCAGUUGUCUAAUGAUUUGAUUGAUAAGACAUGUUUGGACAUGAUUUUCUAUAAUAAGAUCAUGACGAAAGUGAUCAACCAAUCAUGUAAAAGAUUGCAUCAUACAACAGCCAAUCAGAUGCAAGAGAAAGUGGACCAAUCAGAAGAGACUUUGAUCUAUAAAAAGACGGUGUAACGAUUACCAAGGUCAUUAGAGUUCUGACACUCGAACAAGAAACAUGGCAAGCUACAGAUGCAAGUACAGUCUCGGUAAUGAACGUUACGUGCAAGUGAAUGAAUGGAAAGGUGAGCUGAGAGUAGACUUAAGGGAAUGGCAAGGAGAUAAACCGACGAAGAAGGGCAUCAGCUUAACGUUGAUGAGAUGGAAAAAUGUUGUGGACGCAGUGGAAUUUGUGGAUCAAUCUCUAGGAAAUAAACAAGUGUACAAUGCUCAUCUUGGAGGAAACGUGUACAUGUCGAUUAAAGCUGGGUGUGUUUGCGUUGAUAUUCGACAAUACUGGAAGCCCAAGGACGAUGUUGUGCCAACUAAGAAAGGAUUGUGCCUUAGACCAGCAGAGUACGUGAAAUUGAAAGAAGUAAUACCUGACAUCGGUAAAAAUCUACCAGAAUUGGACUCUGUGGUGCCCUGUUACCUACAAAGCGAUCAUAUGAAUCAGAUGGGAGCGUUACAGUGUUCAGAAUGCAACCCAAACGAUUUCAUGAAUUGGUAAAGGCACGUGAUCGUGUUCUAAAAACAUUAACCAAUGACAAACCGUUUCUAAAAAUAACCACCAAUCACUAACAUUGAAUACGUUUAUUAGGAAAAUUUACACACACACUUCAUCAGAAGACACCAAACGAAUAGCAUGGA